GGCCCCGACUUGGUGGGGCGGUGUCUGCCCCGGAAGUGCCUGUCUUCGGCUGACAGCUGCUGGCGCGGCGGCGGCCCCGAGCAAGAUGGCGCUGCGGCCGGGAGCCGGAGCCAGCGGCGCGGCGGGGGCGGGCGCGGGGCCCGGCGGGGCAGGCAGCUUCAUGUUUCCUGUUGCAGGCGGAAUGAGACCCCCUCAAGCAGGCCUGAUUCCAAUGCAACAGCAAGGAUUCCCUAUGGUCUCUGUCAUGCAGCCCAAUAUGCAAGGCAUGAUGGGAAUGAAUUACAGCUCUCAGAUGUCCCAAGGACCGAUUGCAAUGCAGGCAGGAAUACCAAUGGGGCCAAUGCCAGCAGCGGGUGUGCCUUUCCUGGGUCAGCCACCUUUCUUGAGCAUGCGUCCUGCAGGCCCACAGUACACUCCAGACAUGCAGAAGCAGUUUGCGGAAGAGCAACAAAAACGAUUUGAACAACAACAAAAGCUCUUAGAAGAAGAAAGAAAAAGACGUCAGUUUGAAGAGCAAAAGCAAAAGCUCAGACUUCUCAGCAGCGUGAAGCCCAAGACAGGAGAGAAGAACAGAGACGAUGCUUUGGAAGCCAUAAAAGGAAACUUGGAUGGGUUUUCCAGAGAUGCUAAGAUGCACCCCACUCCAGCAUCACAUCCAAAGAAACAAGACUGCCCCACAUCAUCUCAUUCUACUAAAACUGUCUCCCCAUCAUCUGCCUUUCCCGGCGAAGACGAAUUCAGUGGCUUUGUGCAGGGGCCUGUUGAGUUUCCCGCUUGCGGGCCUUCUUCCACAGCCCCGCCUUUUCAGUCUUUCCUCCCCAGCACCCCACUCGGCCAGUUACACACACAGAAGGUUGGGACACAGCCUCUGCCUCCAGCUCAGGCUCCAGUGUCUUUUGCCAUACAUGGUGUCCAUGGGCAAAUUCCUUGUUUAUCUGCUGCUUCAGCUUCCCACAGUGUGCAGAAAGCAGGCCCUUCCUUGGAAGAGAAGCUCCUAGUGUCUUGUGAUGUAAGUGCAUCCGGGCAGGAACACAUAAAAUUAAACACUCCUGAUGCUGGGCACAAAGCCAUAGUCCCAGGAUCCAGUAAGAACUGCCCUGGUUUAAUGGCCCAUAACAGGGGUGCUGUGGAUGGAUGUGUGAGUGGUCCCGCCAGUGCAGAGGCAGAAAAGACUUCAGAUCAAACCCUGUCAAAGGAAGAGAGUGGUGUGGGCGUGUUUCCCUCUCAGGACCCUGCUCAGUCCAGAAUGCCUCCUUGGAUUUACAAUGAGAGUUUGGUUCCAGAUGCCUAUAAGAAAAUUUUAGAAACCACAAUGACUCCAACUGGAAUAGAUACUGCUAAACUUUAUCCCAUUCUGAUGUCAUCUGGACUUCCCAGGGAAACUCUCGGACAGAUAUGGGCCUUAGCUAAUCGAACCACACCUGGCAGGCUCACUAAGGAGGAGCUUUACACGGUUCUCGCCAUGGUAGCAGUAACACAGAGGGGUGUUCCUGCCAUGAGCCCUGAUGCUUUGAGCCAGUUCCCUGCGGCUCCCAUCCCUACCUUAAGCGGCUUUCCUAUGACUCUGCCUACCCCAGUGAGCCAGCCAACGGCGAUGCCCUCUGGCCCUACAGGCUCCAUGCCCCUCACCCUUGGACAACCCAUCAUGGGUAUCAACCUUGUUGGACCAGUGGGUGGAGCUGCAGCACCAACUUCCAGUGGCUUCAUGCCAGCCUACCCAUCAAACCAGGUGGGAAAGACAGAAGAAGAUGACUUCCAGGAUUUUCAAGAUGCUUCGAAAUCAGGAUCCAUCGAUGAUUCCUUCACUGACUUCCAAGAGAUGCCUGCUUCCUCAAAAACCAGUAAUUCCCAGCAUGGAAACAGUGCUCCAUCACUCUUGAUCCCAUUUCCUGGAACUAAAGCCUCCACAGACAAAUACGCAGUGUUCAAAGGGAUUUCCACUGACAAGCCCUCUGAAAACCCUGCUUCGUUUGGAGAGUCUGGUGAUAAAUACAGUGCUUUCAGGGAACUCGAGCAAACGACAGACAGUAAACCUUUAGGAGAGAGCUUUGCCGAGUUCAGAUCCACAGGAACCGAUGAUGGCUUCACUGACUUCAAGACCGCCGAUAGUGUGUCACCCCUAGAGCCACCCACAAAAGACACUUUCCCAUCAGCUUUUGCCUCAGGAGCUGCACAGCAGACACAGACACAGGUGAAAACCCCUCUGAACUUAGAAGAUCUAGAUAUGUUCUCCUCAGUGGAUUGCAGUGGCGAGAAACAGGUGCCCUUUUCAGCUACAUUUAGCACAGCAAAGUCCGUUUCCACUCGACCUCAGCCAGCGGGCUCUGCAGCAGCGUCAGCAGCACUGGCAUCCACUAAAACUUCUAGUUUGGCAGAUGAUUUUGGAGAGUUCAACCUCUUUGGGGAGUAUUCAAACCCUGCAUCUGCUGGGGAGCAGGACGACUUUGCAGAUUUUAUGGCUUUCGGUAACAGCUCCAUUUCAUCUGAGCCAAAAGCAAGUGACAAGUAUGAAGCCCUCAGGGAGGAAGUGAGUCCCAGCCCCUUGUCCAGCAGCACUGUGGAAGGGGCACAGCACCCACCUGCUGCGGCAACCAAGUAUGAUGUCUUCAAACAGCUGUCCCUAGAGGGCGCUGGGCUGGCCAUGGAGGAGUUCAAAGAGAACACUUCCUCCACCAAGAGUGAAGAUGACUUUGCCGACUUCCACUCCAGUAAAUUCUCAUCCACGAGCUCAGACAAAUCCCUGGGAGAGAAAGCCGUGGCUUUCAGACAUGCCAAAGAAGACUCCUCCUCGGUGAAGUCUUUAGACCUCCCCUCCAUCGGUGGCAGCAGUGUUGGCAAGGAGGACUCUGAAGAUGCACUUUCUGUUCAAUUUGACAUGAAAUUGGCUGAUGUGGGAGGAGAUCUUAAGCAUGUCAUGUCUGAUAGCUCUUUGGAUUUACCAACAGUUAGUGGCCAGCAUCCUCCUGCCGCAGGAUCGGCCUUGGCCAGUGAGGACGCUCUUCCAGAGACUGCCUUCCCAGCUUUUGCCAGCUUUAAAGACAUGAUGCCUCAGACCACUGAGCAGAAAGAGUUUGAAAGUGGGGACUUCCAGGAUUUCACCAGGCAGGACAUGCCCACGGUGGACCGCAGCCAAGAAACCUCAUGUCCAAGCCCGGCUUCCAGUGUGGCUUCGCACGAGACCCCCAAGGAGGGUGCAGACGACUUUGGAGAAUUUCAAAGUGAAAAGUCCAAAAUCAGCAAGUUUGACUUCUUAGUAGCUAAUUCCCAGAGCAAAAUGAAAUCCAGUGAAGAAAUGAUCAAAAGUGAGCUGGCAACCUUUGACCUUUCUGUUCAAGGAUCACACAAGAGGAGCUUGAGCCUUGGGGAUAAAGAAAUAAGCCGGUCCUCUCCUUCCCCGGCCCUGGAGCAGCCCUUCAGAGACCGGUCCAACACUCUGAGUGAGAGGGCUGCGCUGCCCGUCAUCCGAGACAAGUACAAGGAUCUCACUGGCGAGGUGGAGGAAAAUGAGAGAUACGCGUAUGAGUGGCAGAGAUGCCUAGGGAGCGCGCUGGAUGUCAUUAAGAAGGCAAAUGACACCUUAAAUGGCAUUAGCAGCAGUGCUGUUUGCACAGAAGUUAUCCAGUCGGCUCAAGGCAUGGAGUAUCUUCUAGGUGUGGUGGAAGUGUACCGCGUAACCAAGCGUGUGGAGCUGGGGAUAAAAGCCACUGCUGUGUGUAGUGAGAAACUCCAGCAGUUGCUGAAGGACAUCGAUAAAGUGUGGAACAACUUAAUCGGCUUCAUGUCACUUGCCACACUCACACCAGAUGAGAAUUCACUGGAUUUUUCCUCCUGUAUGUUACGGCCCGGGAUCAAAAACGCUCAGGAGCUGGCUUGUGGAGUGUGUCUCUUAAAUGUGGACUCCAGGAGCCGGAAAGAAGAGACGCCUGCAGAAGAACAGCCUAAAAAAGCAUUCAACUCGGAGACAGACAGCUUCAAGCUGGCCUACGGAGGACACCAGUACCACGCCAGCUGUGCCAACUUCUGGAUCAACUGUGUUGAACCCAAGCCUCCCGGCCUCCUCUUGCCAGAUCUGCUCUGAAAAACUGCUCAAUGAAGCUGAUUUUUGGUUGUUUCUGUCACAGGACUCAGGGUGACAGAAAUCAAUAAAUAGAAUGCAAGUACUGCCAAGCCCCCUGCCACUGGUCUCUUUGAAGCAUUCCCCAGGAGGUAGGGUCCCACCAGAAAACCUGUCACUGCUUCUGCCUGCCCCUCUUUGAGACUUGAGGUAAAAUUACCAGACCCCAACUGCACGUGGCACUGGACAUUUGCUUGCUUAUCUCCUCUGGUUUUGUUGUUGUCGAUGGUGACGUUGGAUUGGUUUUCUUUUUUAAGGAUAGGGCCUUGAUGCAUACCCCUGGUUGACCUUCAGUUUGCAUCGAUCCUCUCAGGUCUGCCUCCCAAGUACUGGAGCACAGGCAUGUGCCACCAUACCCUAUUACUCUUGUCCUCUUUAUAUAAUUUAAAAUGCAGACCAGAGUUUUCUGUGAGGAGUAAUCUGCUGCUGAAGUGUAUGUGAAACGUUAACAAAAGAAGAAAAAUAAGUGAUGCUAGGGCUGGAAUCCGCAAGUUUGUCUUCAGCCGGCUCGCUUAUAUCGCCGUCAUCAUGGCUCUAGGAAGCAGAACACAUUUUUUUUUCUGCAUUUAGCUUUUAAACACUUGAAGUGAAUAAAAAAAAGGCUUGUGAUUAAACCGAUGAUGCUCUGUCCUGGUAAAGAGAGCACUGCUGUCUCCACUGGACAGUGGCAGGCAAGGAGGACACAUAGUCACCUCCUGUGGCACCUCACCCUCUUCCCCUUCCUGAAACUCAGCUCUGAAGGAGACCCUCCCUGCCAUGACAGGGCCCAGAGCCUGCAUCCACGAUGCACGCCAUUCUCCUUGGAGCCUUUGUUAAGAAUCUGCUGCUUUGCCCCGACAUCAAGCAUGACACAAAGCAUGGCGUUGUCCCACCAGGUCACAGCCGUGAACUGGAAUCUCUUCGUUGCCACCUCUCUCCACAAGAAGACUGCAGAGAAGGCUGGUGAGAUGGCUCAGUGGGUAAGAGCACCCGACUGCUCUUCCGAAGGUCCAGAGUUCAAAUCCCAGCAACCACAUGGUGGCUCACAACCAUCCGUAACAAGAUCUGACUCCCUCUUCUGGUGUGUCUGAAGACAGCUACAGUGUACUUACAUAUAAUAAUAAAUAAAUCUUUAAAAAAAAAAAAGAAGACUGCAGAGGAGCCAGCAAGGCUGGACUUGGCAGUACUUCAGGAGAGAGCUGAGAACGAACACAGUGGUUCUCAGCCUUCCUAAUGCUGGGACCUUUUAAUACAGUUCCUCAUGCUGUGGUGGCCUCCAGCCAUAAGAUUAUUUUUGUUUCUACUUCAUAACUAUAAUUUUGCCAGUGUUAUGAAUCAGAAUGUAGAUAUCUCUUUUCCAAUGGUCUUUGGAGACCCCUGUGAAAGGGUCAUUCGACACCCUCACAGAUGUCAUGGAUACAGGCCUACAGGUUGAGAACCACUGGCCUACUGAAAGGAACAGUAAGGUGGUGGUGGUGGUGGUGGUGGUGGUGGUGGUGGUGGUGGUGGUGUGUGUGUGUGUGUGUGUGUGUGUGUGUGUGUACAUACACUUCAAAUGCAGCAAAGGAAAACGGUUAGCAGCACUGAAUUUUCAAAGGGAAAGGCUCACACUGGUAUAGGAAUUUGUCAGAUAAACAAGAUGCAUAAAACCAAGAGAACGGGAGCUUAAGUUGUUAAGAGGGGUUGUUCCCAGGAGAAGCCAGGGAGUCUGGGAGAGCUGUUUUUCUGGCGUGUGGGUCCGGGCUUUGGGAAGACUUGCUCUCUGGAUCUCACAUGCUCCCCUCAUCUGAUGUGGUUUUCAUUUGGAAGUCUAAAAUGUUGGGUUUUGUCUAUCUCACUCCUGCUUUUACGUAAUUCAUCAUCUUCCCCGAGGGGACAAAACCUGAGGGGUCUCUGUGCUCUUCCUUCUUGUACCUUGUGUAUUAUCCCCAAGCUAGGGAUCAUUUUCAGCUGGUGAUGCAGCUCUCCUUGGCCUUGCUGUGGCCCAGAAGGCAGGGCGAAAAGCUGGCGAGUCCAGUUACUCAUCUGUUCCAGGUGACGUCAUCUCCAGCUCCUGACAGUCAGAAAGCUGUCUGCAUUGUGACCACAUGGCCUCCCCUUCCCCAGGGCUGGUGGAGUGUGGAGGGAGGCUCCACACUCAGAGGUAGGCUGCUUUUCAGUGCACUCUUGUAAUGGCCCCCAGUGUCUCUCCAUGCCCCAGAGUAACAAGUGAGCCCUCCAGUCUAUACUCUAGAUAUUAGUAACAGGAUUGACCUUAGCAUUAGGAAUGGUCCCAGUUUAGCCACAUUUAUACCACUGAAGCGUUUCUGGAAAUGCUGUGUGAAGUGUUUUCUGCCCAGUGGCCUGUAUCCAUGACAUCUGUUAAAGUACCUGUGAGCUAGAUCUUCUCCACUCCUAGUUAGUCACUCCUUGGGAGGUGCCAGAGGAAAACUCAGUAGGCGUAGGCAAAAAGCCUUUACCAUGAAAAUUAUUGACUGUUUAAUGCUUCAAAGGCUUAGUUAGAAUCCUCCAGCAGGGGUUAGGGGGAGUGCGCAACAUUAGCCGGCUGAUUUUCUUUGCAUGCAUGUAUUGAAAUGACUCAUGUUGCAUUCAGCUUUACCUCAGCUCUUGUUAGCCAAGAGCCUGGUCCGUGUCCUUGGAAACAGUAACCAAGGUUACCGUUCUCAAUGCUGUACAUUGUGUCGGGCAGCUUCACCCACAGAUUGAAUGGCGACUAAUGAGCACUUGGGUUUGGGUGCCGUGCCUUGCCUUCUGUCCUGUGGUUGGUGUGUGACCUGUGUGGCCAUGCUUGAGACAGAAGGGUCUCGAGGUGCCCAUGGAUACCAUCUGAGCUUCCCUGUCUCAGUCUGCUAGUUAGCAUACCAUCUGGGAAACACAUUUUAAAUUGGUAUUUUGUGUUGCUAUAUGUAUUUUAGGUGUUUAGGUGUUUUGCUUGUUUUUAUUUUUGGUCCUAUUUCCUGUUUUCCUAUUUAUGUGUCAUCAAAAAGAUUUCUCAAACAGAAAUUGGAAAUGCUUGCUUUGCACUGAGGGCUGCUCUAAGGCCCCUAAGUAACAUCGAGGUCAAACACGCUUUAACAGUUAACAAAUGAACUCUGACAUUUUCAGACAUCUGUCAUGCAGGAGCCAUUGGAGCCUGCUGUAGACAUUCCAGCAGAUGCCAGAAUGCAGGUCAAGAUGUGUGUAGCCUGUGGUUUGUCUAGAUUGGGUACCACUUAUGUGGAAAGGGCACACCAAAUAAUUGAAAAGCCCCCUCCUUUCCAAGUCCAGCCAAGAAAUAGGGCUUAUGUGAAACGGCUCAGUUUUAAAACAAACAAAAAAACAAAACAAAACAAAAACAAAAACAAGAAAGCUUUACAAGUGCUUUUCUAACAAAGUAUAAUUGCAAUGAAAUUUUACUUGGUUCCAUUCUUUAUAUGGUGAACAUAGUGCAAGUGACUUUUAAACAGGUCCCCUGUGACCUCUCACAUCGCAGCUGUAGCCCAACUACUAUGAUGAAUGUCGCAAGCCCACCGUGAAACAGCCGGCUUGUGUGUGUGAUGUGGAACAUGGUCCUGUAUGUUAAAAGUUGGUGUGUCGCUUUUCCCUUGUGUACGUUCUAAUAAACAACUACUGUGCUGUGUUUAUACACUGUAAAA
Molecule: messenger RNA, 7728 nt
Organism: Mus musculus (house mouse)
Lineage: Eukaryota; Metazoa; Chordata; Mammalia; Rodentia; Muridae
Gene: Synrg
Product: synergin, gamma
Exons: 23
Coding region: 86-4078 (1330 amino acids)
Cellular component (GO): perinuclear region of cytoplasm; cytosol; clathrin-coated vesicle
Source: RefSeq, a predicted model, not a curated record